GGGCGCGCGGCGCGAGGUCACCUAUAAAAGGCGUCAUUUCCGACGCUGGGCCUCUUUUGCUGCCGAGCUUCCAUACGGCGUUGUGCCGAGUUACCCAUCGUUGCUUUUAACGGGAAACAUUCACAAUGUCCGGAGGUCUCGAUGCGUUGCAGAUGAAGGAAGAGGAUGUCCUUAAAUUCCUCGCUGCUUCUACCCACUUGGGCAGCACCAACUUGGACUUCCAGAUGGAGCAGUAUGUCUACAAGAGGAAGAGUGAUGGUAUCUAUAUUAUCAAUCUGAGGAAAACAUGGGAGAAACUGCUGCUUGCUGCUCGUGCCAUUGUCUCUAUUGAGAAUCCAGCUGAUGUUUGUGUCAUCUCUUCUAGACCAUUUGGACAGCGUGCUGUUCUCAAGUUUGCUGCUGCCACUGGUGCCACCCCAAUUGCUGGAAGGUUUACCCCAGGUACAUUCACCAAUCAGAUCCAGGCUGCCUUCAGGGAACCCCGUCUGCUGGUAGUGACAGACCCUCGACAGGAUCACCAGCCAUUAACUGAAGCAUCAUAUGUCAACAUCCCCACCAUUGCUAUGUGCAACACCGACUCACCCCUACGUUAUGUGGAUAUUGCAGUUCCAUGCAACAACAAGGGUGCGCACUCCAUUGGUCUGAUGUGGUGGAUGCUUGCCCGGGAAGUUCUGCGUAUGCGUGGAACCAUUAGCCGUGAACAUCCGUGGGAGGUGAUGCCUGAUCUGUACUUCUACCGGGAUCCUGAUGAGAUUGAGAAGGAGGAGCAAGCUGCUGCUGAGAAGGCUGCUGGUAAGGAGGAGUACCAGGGUGAAUGGACUGCUCCUGUCGCAGAGUUCGUUCAGCCUGAGGUUACGGACUGGUCCGAGGGGGUGCAGGUCCCUUCUGUGCCCAUCCAGCAAUUUGCAGCCGCAACUGGUAAAAAUCUGGCUGAGACGCUGGAAGCAGCAAGUACAUAUGCCAAGCCAGCAACAUUCCCUGCUGAAACAGCUUCAAAGGACUGGAGUGCACAGCCUGCUGCUGAAGACUGGUCAGCUGCUCCGACUGCACAGGCUCCAGAAUGGGGUGGUGCUGCUGCUGACUGGUCCUGAGACUUGGGAUGGUGCUGACCAGGCAAACAGAUCUGUUUUUGAUUGAAAAGCAGGAAAUAAAAAUGAUUUGAUUUUAAAA
Molecule: messenger RNA, 1170 nt
Organism: Hemiscyllium ocellatum (epaulette shark)
Lineage: Eukaryota; Metazoa; Chordata; Chondrichthyes; Orectolobiformes; Hemiscylliidae
Gene: rpsa
Product: ribosomal protein SA
Exons: 7
Coding region: 126-1091 (321 amino acids)
Biological process (GO): ribosomal small subunit assembly; cytoplasmic translation
Cellular component (GO): cytosolic small ribosomal subunit; ribosome; 90S preribosome
Molecular function (GO): structural constituent of ribosome
Source: RefSeq, a predicted model, not a curated record